Messenger RNA from Cladophialophora yegresii CBS 114405, 765 nucleotides. RefSeq lists its product as uncharacterized. The coding region runs from base 1 to 765 and encodes 254 amino acids. The transcript has a single exon. The record is from RefSeq and is a predicted model, not a curated record. NCBI's taxonomy places the organism in Eukaryota, Fungi, Ascomycota, Eurotiomycetes, Chaetothyriales, Herpotrichiellaceae.
AUGUUGCUGCCAUCCGCAUUCUCGUGCGACGGUGGUGGCCUGCAUCCUCAAUCGAGGCCAUCUCGACCCAAGCUUCCAUCUUUCGGCGCAUAUCAAUCAGCAUUGUCCAUCAACACGCAGCCACAUCCGCUCUCGUCGAGUUGUCGCGCGCUUCAAGCAAUCCUGGGCGCGCCCGGCGCAAACCAGUCUACGGCACCAAAACCGCCUCGAAUGCUAUCCAAUCCUUUUGCGCCAUCAGAAGAGCGCGUGUUAUCAGCAAAGGUGGAACCGCGACCACAAAGGGGCGCAAACAAGAGAAGGCGAAGCGAAUUUGAGGAUGUGGGCUCAGACGUCGUCAUGGAAGACUGCCAGCGCACACCAGAACCCGUCCGGACGCCAAAAAGGCGGCGGAGGAUACCUUUGUCAAUGCCGCUUGGCUUGUCAGCCGAUGAUUUUCGCGCACUAGAAAGCCCUGUCGAGGAGGUGGAACUCGACAUGCCAACCACCAGUUCCCCCACGCGUCACUCGGACGAGGAUUCGGCGUACGGGUCGUCUCCUUCACCAGAUGACGGGAUGUGGACCGAUGCCGAUGACCGUGUGUUGGUUGAGACGGUUCUCGAGAAGCUCAAGCUAUCGAAGCGCGAUUGGAACGACUGUGCGAAAAUACUGGGUAAGGACAGUGACAGUCUUGAAAGACGUUGGUCUUUGCUGGUGGGUGAGGGCAAUGUUGGAUUGAGAAGAGGUGGAAGAAUCUCGAGGACAAAUUUGGACAUGUCGAGUUGGUGA